Molecule: messenger RNA, 1380 nt
Organism: Drosophila persimilis
Lineage: Eukaryota; Metazoa; Arthropoda; Insecta; Diptera; Drosophilidae
Product: zinc finger protein 771
Exons: 2
Coding region: 154-1371 (405 amino acids)
Cellular component (GO): nucleus
Molecular function (GO): zinc ion binding
Source: RefSeq, a predicted model, not a curated record
CGUCUCUGUCUGUGUCUCUGCGUCUCUGGCAGUCAUGUUAUUGUGUGGGUCCGUCCGCUCUCUGGAUACGAAACUGCAGCAUUACUGUAAAUUGUGAUAAUUGAUUUCAAUUUAUUCCAUGCCGUCGGCACCGUGUGUGCGCCGUAGUCGACGAUGUUUGAAUCAAAAGAAAAACUUCGCGCGCGUCGUGCAGUUGCGGACUCCACUACCGCCGCAGGAACUGGAACGGAUUCGAGCAAGAUGCAGCUAUGCCGGGCCUGCUUGGUGUUACUUCGACCCGAGGAUGUGUCCUACGACCUAUGCAGCGAGAAGGGCUUGGCGACCAAAUUCUUCUCCUGCACCGGAGGCGACCCAGACCUUCAGAUGAAGGAAGAGGAACAACUGGUACCGCAGCAGCUGGUGCUGAAAAGUAUCUGUGAAUGUUGCUACCAGUUGGUGCAGAAAUUCCACGACUUUCAACGCAUGUGCGAAGAGUCCUCCAGGAACUUUGAGAAGCUUCUGGCGGUGGUAAACUCACAGGAUUCCGUCCAUAACUCCAUCGAGGAGCACGCUGUAGCCAACACCAGCUCGGUUCUGCCAGAAUAUGAGACCCUUUCGGAAGGCAUUCCGUGCAAUGACGAGGUCUUUAGGGGUCCGGAAACGCUGACAACCACAGAAUCAAUCGAAGAUAUUGAGGAAGUGUAUAUUAUUGAGGAUGAAGCUGCAAAGAAAACACUGGGAAAGGAGAAGAUUCCCAUAUCGUCACGACAAAAUGUGCCCGGGCAACGCAAGCAGGGACUGAGAUAUACGCUCAACUGCAGUAAAUGCAAUCGGGGAUUCUACAAAAUCUCAUCGCUCGAGGCCCACAUGAAGAAGCACGACGGGAUAAGUCCUCACACGUGCGUACACUGCGGCAAGAGCUUCGCACGAGCAAAUCUCCUAGAAUCACACCUCCGCGAGAAGCACUCCGCUCAGAGUAUAACCUAUCCGUGUCCCAUGUGCGAUAAGGUGUACAGUGCUUCGCGCAGUCUGAACUACCACUUCAAGAGGGAGCACAAAAGUGUACAGAAGCAGGCGACGACAGCCUCAAUGCACAUGUGCGACAGGUGUGGGAAAUCGUAUGCGCGAAAGGCGCACCUUGCACGCCACGAAUGGGUGCACAGGAGCAUGGAUGAGCGCCGUCAUGUAUGCCAGUUCUGUGGCCAACGCUUCUACACGAAGCAAAACAUGGUGGAUCACCUGCAGCGACGGCAUACCAGCAGCAAGAGUCUAUUGCGGUGCAAUAAAUGCGGCCGCAUCUUCCGUACUCGAGCGGCCCUGGCGGUACACCAAAAAAAGCACAUGACUACCAGCACAGCGCAAACAGGAUCAAUCCUCAGCUCGGAUCGCUAAGGAAUAAGU